This is a messenger RNA of Melitaea cinxia (Glanville fritillary), 1653 nucleotides long. RefSeq names its product piggyBac transposable element-derived protein 4-like. NCBI's taxonomy places the organism in Eukaryota, Metazoa, Arthropoda, Insecta, Lepidoptera, Nymphalidae. The transcript has a single exon. Bases 1 to 1653 code for a protein of 550 amino acids. The record is from RefSeq and is a predicted model, not a curated record.
AUGUUUAUGGACGAAGAGGAUGAGGAGGUUGAGGAAGGUUGUACCAACAUUGCUUUGGAGUGGCCUCCUCGUCCAUCUGUUUGUGACCCAACGCCACCUUCGCCGUCGCCCGCCUCACCGACGCCUAAGUUGGAAGCUUCGAUGGAACCGUGCGACAAAUUUAAAUUUGAAUGGAGAGCGUUUCCAAUGCCUCAAAUUGAUCCUUAUUUGAGGCGAGAAUCGUUCUCGCAAAAUAUUGGCCCUACGGUUUCUUUCACGAAUCCAUACGAAGCAUUUACUGCCAUAUGGGAUCGUGAAAUAAUUGAAGUUAUUGUCAGAGAAACCAACACUUAUGCACAGCAGCUGACAACGACCAUGUUGGUAGAUGGGACCAUCCGUCCUAAUAGCCGGAUUACUCGCUGGCAAGAUACAAAUGUAAACGAAGUUUACACGUAUCUUGCCAUUGUUCUGGCUAUGGGCGUAGUGGUCAAAAGUCGAUUAGAGGAGUACUGGAAUACCUCUAAAGAUAUUUUUAAUACUCCUGGCUUUUCCGCGGAGAUGAAAAUUGAUCGUUAUCAGCUGCUGUCGAAAUGCCUACAUUUCAACAAUAACUCCAAUUGUCAUCCUGAAUUGUUGACGCGUUCGCAGGCUAAACUUUUCAAAAUUCAACCAAUACUAGACCACCUCAAUACAAAAUUUUCUCGUUUAUAUAAUUUGUCCCAGAAUUUGGCGCUUGACGAGAGUCUUACCAUGUGGAAGGGUUGGCUUGAUAUAAACCAAUUCAUCCGUAACAAAGCAGCGACAGUUGGGAUCAAAACAUACGAAAUAUGUGAAUCCCAAACUGGUUAUUUGUGGCGUUUUGAAGUACACGCUGGCCAUGACGCCUCGGCAGUACAAAAAGACGAUCCAGUUUCUGGGAUAGUACCAGCUCUCGUGCUCAGACUUUUAAAUGGUCUUGAGCAUAGAGGGCACACAAUAUGGAUGGAUAAUUUCUACAACUCUCCUGCACUAGCACGAGAACUAAAGGUCCGUGGAUUUGACUGCGUGGGAACGCUUCGGACAAACCGCCAAUUCGUACCAUCUGAAUUGGCGAGUAUCACAAAAAAAGACAUGACAGUUGGUCAAGUGUUCGGUUGCACCUCGGGAGAUGUGGAUCUUAUGGUGUGGAGGGAUAAAAACCGCGUGGCUUUUGUUUCAACAUAUCAUGGUCUCGCAACUACCAUGUGUGGCAAUACUCUGAAGCCGACUGUCGUGCAGGACUAUAACAUCUGUAUGGGUGGCGUAGAUCGCAAAGACCAGCACCUCGCAAUGUAUCCAAUUGAAAGAAAGCGGACUAAAGUGUGGUACAAAAAAUUUUUUAGAAAGCUGUUGAACGCUAGUGUCCUGAACUCCUACAUUUUACUGAACAAGAAUCAGACAUUGUCACAUCGCAAAUUUCGGAAGGCGUUAGUUACUGAUUUGUUGGCAGCGCAUAAAAAGCCUGCACCCAAUGCACCCAUCACAGCAAUAGUACACUGUCCUGCACAGUAUAAAUUCAUCAAGCUCGGAAGUCCAGACCGACUUAAGCGCAAAUGCGCCGUCUGUAAGAAGCGAACGAUUACAUACUGUAAAGUUUGCAAUGUGCCAAUGUGUGUUUUCACUUGUUACGAGCCAUAUCACACUUCGCUUAAGUAG